Caenorhabditis briggsae is the source of this 2052-nucleotide messenger RNA. It is a transcript of the gene Cbr-pcp-1.1, whose product is annotated as Protein CBR-PCP-1.1. Gene Ontology annotation, biological process: proteolysis. Gene Ontology annotation, molecular function: serine-type exopeptidase activity; dipeptidyl-peptidase activity. The transcript is spliced from 7 exons. The record is from RefSeq and is a predicted model, not a curated record. Bases 1 to 2052 code for a protein of 683 amino acids. Lineage: Eukaryota; Metazoa; Nematoda; Chromadorea; Rhabditida; Rhabditidae.
AUGCAAAAAAUUUUUGCAGUCCUAUUUUUAGCACUUUUUGCAGUUUCUGCAGUAGAGUCUAGUAGAAGAAGCCGUUUGUUUCAGAAAUAUUUUAAGAAAUUCUACAAAAACUAUGACUUCAUACCCGAAAAUAUUGAAGUGCGCUGGUACAAAGGCAUGCGAUUGGACCAUUUCACAUAUUCUUGCAGAAUAAUGUGGAACAACACCUACUACCAACCGGGCGGUCCCAUCUUCUUCUACACUGGAAACGAGGGAGCAGUGUCGACAUUCGAAGUUGCGACUGGAAUGAUGUUUGACCUGGCACCAAUGUUCAAUGCUUCCAUCAUUUUCGCCGAGCACAGAUUCUACGGAGCCACUCAGCCAUUCGGAAAUCAAUCUUAUGCUAAUCUAGCCAAUGUUGGAUACUUGACUAGUGAACAGGCUCUGGCUGAUUAUGCAGAACUUUUGACUGAGUUGAAGAGAGACAAUAAUCAAUUCGGGAAGACGUUCCAUAGGGAUUCACAAGUCAUUUCUUUCGGUGGAUCUUACGGUGGAAUGCUGUCCGCUUGGUUUAGGCAAAAGUAUCCACAUAUUGUCAAGGGAGCUUGGGCUGGUUCGGCACCUCUGAUUUACAUGCACGAUGGAGGUGUGGAUCCAGGAGCAUUCGAUAAUAUCACAUCAAGAACUUAUGUUGAGAAUGGAUGCAAUAGGUUUAUUCUGGCAAAUGCUUGGAAUGCAGUUCUCAAUCUUUCCUCUACUGAUUCUGGUCGUGCGUGGCUCAACAACAACCCAGUCUUCAAGCUAGAUCCACGUACUCCAAUCAACAAUCAAACUGAUGGAUGGAAUCUCAACGCCUACAUGCGUGAAGCCAUCGAAUACAUGGCAAUGGUUGACUAUCCAUACCCAACCGGGUUCUUGGAGCCUCUUCCAGGUUGGCCGGUUACUGUAGCAUGCGGAUAUAUGAACGCCACUGGAGAAUCAUUCUCUGAUCAGGACUUGGUGACAGCAGUGGCCAAUGCAGCAAAUGUUUAUUACAAUUAUAACCAAAAUGCCAAUUUCACCUGGUGCAUUGAUUUUAAUAUUUGUGGAGAUCAAGGAACCGGAGGACUUGGGGAUGAUGCUCUCGGAUGGCCAUGGCAAGAAUGCUCGGAAAUCAUAAUGGCGAUGUGUGCAUCUGGAGGAGCUAAUGACGUCUUCUGGUCUGAAUGUGGAGAUAAUAUUUAUGAUACGCUGAAGCAGGGAUGUGUUUCGAUUUUCGGAAGUAUGAAGUGGACAACAGCCAACUGGAAUAUUGAUGCAGUAAAGACGCUCUACGGAUAUGACUUGAGUGGAUCCAGUAACCUAAUCUUAACGCAAGGACACCUUGACCCAUGGUCUGGAGGCGGUUACAAAGUCGACCAAACCAAUACUGCCCGUGGAAUCUAUGUCAUGGAAAUUCCCGGUUCUGCACAUCAUUUAGAUUUGAGACAACCAAAUACUUGUGAUCCGAAUACAGUGGUUAAUGCUAGAUAUCAGAAUUCAAAUUUCCAGAUCGUUCAAAUCCUGAAAUGCUGGGUUGACGUAAACUGCAACACCAACCCAACCAUCUCUCCUCUUCCAACUCUUUCGAUUCCAAACGUCGAGUGCAAAGACAGAAUUGGAGAAUAUCCAUGGGGACAAACUGACGCUCUAAAGUCAUCAACGGCUCCGAAUGUCAAAACCACUGUCACUGUUCCAAUUGCCACGUCAUCAGCUGUUCCAGCUGUUCCGACUUCCUCGGAAGCCCAUAUGGCCACGUCAUCUGCUGCUCCAGCGGUCCGAACAUCGUCUGUUGCUCCAGUCGCCACGUCAUCAGUGGCUCCUGCUAUUCAGACAUCCUCUAUUGCUCCAAUCGCCGGCUCCUCAUCCCAAUCUCCAGAAUCCCACUCCUCCACAUCUAACUCUCCUACGAACACGACGUCUUCAGGAUCGUCCACGGCUUCUACCCUUCCCCCUAGCUCCACACCCACCAAUCCACCAACAACUACAUCAUCUGGAUUCUCAAUUUUCUCAUUUUUCAGUACUAUUUUUGUCCUCCUGUGCACGAUUAUUUAA